UGGGGGAUGUAUAGGGUAUUGAACUGAUGUAGGAAGUCUCUGGAAGAUAGUCACUGAGCCAUGAGGCCUGAACUGCUUCCCUGGCAUGGGGGUGAAGAGGAGCCUUCAGACUGGAGGCAGUUUGCUUAAUCUCUUGACCAGCGUCCUCACAGUACUGUCCACGGCUACCAACUACUGGAUCCGACAUCCUGGGGGCCACAGUGGCCUGUGGCAGGAGUGUGCCCACGGCGUCUGCUCCAACAUUCCCUGCCAGAACACCCUGGCGAUGACCUCAGCAUGCAUGGUGUUGGCAGCGACCUUCAGUAUCAUAUCUUUGGGGAUGGGGAUGAGGAUUUGGUACCAAGAGGGCGAGUCACUGCGUAGCCAGAAUACCAUUGUCUUACUUUUUCUCAGUGGGCUGCUGCUGAUGAUUGCUUUGGCCGGAUACACUGCAAAGAAUGCCUGGAAGAAAGAAGUCUUCUUCUCCUGGUCCUACUUUUUCGGAUGGCUGGCUUUACCCUUCUCAUUUCUUGCGGGUAACCAGAACAGGGAAAAGGGUGGAGAUUACCCCUCUAGAGGACUGCCCGCCCCAGAAACUUCCCAGUCACCUGUUCUCCCAGAAAAGCCCACAUGACUUCCAGGGACUCCCCAACACCUGCACUGCAGACUCCAACACACCCGGUUGAGACACCCUUGGAGACCCCAUCCCUAGUCCUCAGGCAGGCCUUGUCAUCCGCCCCAGGGCCCACCGGCUCUGCACCCCCCUCCUGCCAGGCUUCUGCUUUCUGCUGGCGGACAUGAUCAUGCAGAGCACCGAAGCCAUCAGCGGGUUCCCAGUGUGCCUGUGAAUGCGGCCUGACUGGGGCAGAAUAAAGGAAUGGCUUUUA
Molecule: messenger RNA, 866 nt
Organism: Mesocricetus auratus (golden hamster)
Lineage: Eukaryota; Metazoa; Chordata; Mammalia; Rodentia; Cricetidae
Gene: Cldnd2
Product: claudin domain containing 2
Exons: 4
Coding region: 86-613 (175 amino acids)
Cellular component (GO): plasma membrane
Source: RefSeq, a predicted model, not a curated record